UCCCAACUGCCGUCUCGCUCGGCGACCAAAGAAAGAUUGGACACGCGGGGCCCGGCGGGGGCGGCAGCGCAGAAGGUUUCCGCGAAGGGAGAGUCAAGGCCAAGGGGGCAGCGGCCCGGCCGCGGACCCCGUUCGUCCGCCUCUGCUCUGCCCCGCAUUUCCCGCUUGCUAUAUAGCUCCCCGUCCGGCCCUCCCUUGCCGCCACCGCGGAGACGCGCCAUGUGCUAGCUCUGCUCGCCCGGUCCAAGCCUAACCGAUCCGCAGCUCACGAGACUGCCCCGUACGGCCGAGUGCAGGAGCUCUCCCGCUAGUCUUCGGCAACUGAAAUCCGCGGGCGGGUCUAGCGAGCGCGAGGGGUCCAUUGGAGAGGCCGCAGCAAGAGGUUGGAGCGGGCGGGGAGGGGAUAGGAAGCCAAGGGAGGAGGAAGGCGAGAGACGAGAAGGGAAGGAGUUUUGGUGGGAGAGGCGGAGUAAGCUUUCGCCCUGAAUUUUAGUAAGGGGUUGAGGCGCGUGGAGCAAGCAAGAGAGGAGCGGAGAUGGUGGUGCUGAAGCAGAGGAGGGUGUCGGGAGAGGCAAUAACAACUUGCAACUGUUUGCCAAAGAAAAACAAGUUGCAACUGAGAGCUUCGCUAGGAUGAUGCUGAUAGGCGCCGUUGCUGUGCUGGUGCAGGUGUUCUGGCCCAAGAUCGUGCUCAAGAAGUGGCUCAACCUCAAGAGCAAGGACUUGGACUUCGGCGCCGACGAGGACGAGGACGACGGCAGCGACAUUGACGACCAAGAGAACUGCGGCUGCGACAACGGCGACGGCGCUCGCCGGCCGGCAGACGGCGGCGUUCAGAUCACCGAUGAGAUCCUGGAGAGCGCGCCGUACAAGCUGAGGCGGACGAACUCAGAGACCCUGCGCGCGCAGUACAUUAACACCAAGGAGCUGAGGGUCUGCGUCGGCACCUGGAACGCCGGCGGCAGGGCCCCGCCGGAGGACCUCGACAUCGCCGAGUGGCUCGGCACCGGCGGCGACGCCGAGCCCGCCGACAUCUACGUGCUCGGGUUCCAAGAAGUGGUGCCGCUGAACGCCGGCAACGUGUUCGGCGCGGAGGACGGCCGGCCGGCGCUGGCGUGGGAGUCCGUGAUCCGCGGCGCGCUCAGGCGGGCCCAGCCGUCGAAGCCCAAGUACAGGUUUUACAGCAACCCGCCCUCGCCGUCGCGGUUCGACCCGCCGGUCGACGCCGCGGCCGCCGCCGGCGAGCUCCUUCCCGGCACAGACACCGAGACCGACACCGAUGACGACGCGCCGUUCGGCUUCCCCGUGCGGCCGGAGCAGUACGCCGCGGCGACCCCGAGGAAGCUGAGCAGGCUCAACCACUUCAGCGUCGUGGAUGACUCGGAGGUCAACGGCGACGAACCUGACGAGCUCGAUCAGGAGCCGCAGCCGGGUGCUCCGCAGCGGACGCUUCUGAGGUCGCUGAGCAGGGCGGACAGGGUCGGGCUGGUCUGGCCGGAGCAGCCGCUGGACCUGAUGCCCGCGCGCGCCCUGAACGCCGCGUCGUCGGCGUCGUUCAAGACGUCCAAGUCGUUCAAGGCCUACAAGUCGUUCAGGGGGUCGUCCCGCGUCGCCGACGCGCCGGCGGACGAUCUGCCAAUGAUUCCCGACCUCGACGGCGCGCUGCGCAAGAAGAGCCAGUCGCCGUUCGUGAGGAUCGUGAGCAAGCAGAUGGUGGGCAUCUUCCUGACGGUCUGGGUGAGGAGGGGCCUCAGGAAGUGCGUCCAGAACCUCAAGGUCUCCACCGUCGGCGUCGGCGCCAUGGGCUACAUCGGCAACAAGGGAGCCGUGUCAGUGAGCAUGUCCAUCUACCAGACCAUGUUCUGCUUCGUGUGCAGCCACCUCACCGCCGGCGAGAAGCCCGGCGACGUCCACAAGCGGAACGCCGACGUGCAUGAGAUCCAUCGGCGGACGCGUUUCCCUGCCCCGGGUGACCAGAAGCUGCUCAGAGACAUUCACGACCAUGAUCGGAUCUUCUGGCUGGGUGAUCUGAACUACCGCCUCGACGUGUCGUACGAGAGAGCCCACGAGCUGAUCUCGACGACGAGCUGGUCCAAGCUAGCCGAGAUGGAUCAGCUGAAGUGCGAGCUGAAGAAGGGCCGGGCGUUCGACGGAUGGACGGAGGGCGUUCUCGAGUUCGCGCCGACCUACAAGUACGCGCUGAGCUCCGGGAAGUACAUCGGCGACGAGCACAAGGGCGGGCGGCGGACCCCGGCGUGGUGCGACCGGGUGCUGUCGUACGGGAAGGGGCUGCGGCUGCUGAGCUACCGGCGGUCGGAGCAGGCGCUGUCGGACCACCGGCCGGUGACGGCCACGUACGCGGCGGAGGUGGAGGUGUUCUGCAGCCGGAAGCUGCAGAAGGCGCUGACGCUGACGGACGCCGAGGUGGAGGGCGGGCAGGUCGUGCCAGACCUCGAUUUUUGACGGGGGUUCGGAGCCACCGUUCCGGGUUGGGUGAUGUUAUUAAAUACGACUAACUGUUAUAACUGUUGUAUCAUCGUACAUAUCCACUGAAAAUAUAGAUAAUAAUAUUUUAGAAUAAAAUAAAAUAUUUUAGAAUAAAAUAAAAUAUUUUAGAAUAAAUAAAAGAUUAGGGAUAACAAUGGUUCAAAUAUUUUUAUCUUAUUUUAAAAUAUUUUAUUUUAUUCUAAAAUAUUAUUAUUUCCAGUGAACAUGUACGAUGAUACAGCGGCUGGUCACACGUGCUAUGAAUAACAUCUUUUCCGGUUAGAGGUGCCUGCGGGAAGUUCAGAACUUUCUGAAGGCUAACGAACGCACGGUGCCAGACUGCCUGCUCCAUGCUGAUCGUUCAGGAUAACCGGGAGAGCUUGCGACUGCUCCUUGUGUUUUGGGCGAAAUGGUCGUGUAAAUACGGGUAUGAGUAGCUGUGAUCCUCUGACCAUAUUGGCAAAUUGCUGUAACUUGUAAGCCUCUGAAUGCAUCGGCUGAUCGCGUGUAUCUCCAUCGAAGCAUGAGGGGAAUGGUAGUCUGCUUCAAAAUGCCAGUUAUCUCUAA
Panicum hallii is the source of this 3054-nucleotide messenger RNA. Its product is annotated as type IV inositol polyphosphate 5-phosphatase 3-like. The transcript has 9 exons. Gene Ontology annotation, biological process: phosphatidylinositol dephosphorylation. The record is from RefSeq and is a predicted model, not a curated record. Gene Ontology annotation, molecular function: phosphatidylinositol-4,5-bisphosphate 5-phosphatase activity; phosphatidylinositol-3,4,5-trisphosphate 5-phosphatase activity; inositol-polyphosphate 5-phosphatase activity. Bases 634 to 2463 code for a protein of 609 amino acids. Lineage: Eukaryota; Viridiplantae; Streptophyta; Magnoliopsida; Poales; Poaceae.